GAGUGUGUCGCAUACGUGUAACGCUGCUCUCGGCACAUGCACAUCGGCGCCACCCGUCGGAACGCGAGUUCUCGUAGCUGAGGGGCCUUUUUUCGCCGCGUUUUUCGUUGCUCCGGAGUCGCGCAGUACCGCUCGCGACUCGCCCUUGAUAGCAGAUUGUCCCGUGCGAAGGAAUUCCGCGAGGGAGACAGAGAGAAAGAGAGGGGAGGAAAGGAGAGAGGAAGAGAGACGGAGAUAGAGAGGGAGAGAGAACCGCGUGUGCGUAAAUCAUAACCGACAAAAUUCUCCGACAAUGGCGACGACGCAGCUGAGUCUGGCACCGAAGACCAUCAAGUACUUGAUGUUCUUUUUCAACCUGAUCUUCGUGAUUACAGGAAUAGUGCUGCUAUCGAUCGGCGCCGUCAUCCAUGGAGUCUACUAUAACUAUCAGCAUUUCCUUGACAACAGCUUCUUCUCUGUGCCAUCUCUUCUCAUAGCCGUGGGCUCCAUCAUCUUCAUCAUCGCUUUCUUCGGAUGCUGCGGAGCCGUUCGCGAAAGCUAUUGCAUGAUUAUAACGUUCUGCACGCUUCUGGCUGGGAUCUUCCUCCUGGAGAUCAUAGGCGGCAUCAUGGGAUACGUGAUGAGGGCGCAGGUGGAGACUAUUGCCAAGCAUAAGAUGCUCGACACGAUGCCCAAAUACAACGACAGCCAGGAGAUCAAAGUCGUCUGGGAUAAUCUACAACGAGACUUCGAAUGCUGUGGCACGAUCAACGCCACCGAUUGGUUGACGGAAGGAAAAUUACCGGGACCGGGUAUUCCGAUGUCGUGCUGCGAUGAUACGAUAGGUGCUAUCGGCACGUCGAACUGCACCGAGACGUCGCUGAGCCUGCAUCACACCGGAUGCAUGGAAGCGUUCGCGAUUUUCGCAGAGAGACACGCGGCCAAGAUAGCAGGUGUCGGAAUAGGCCUUGGUGUAAUUCAGCUAGUAGGAAUCUCCUUAUCGUGCUACUUGGCCAAAUCAAUCAAGAAUUGUUACCAGACUAUGUAGAGCGCCAUACGAACAUCAAACGCAUCGGAAGCAGCGUUACAUUCCUAGAUGACGGUCGAUCGGGAUUUCCAUUAGGAUAUAGGAAGUGCAUCUGAUAAUUUGAUCUGAUAAUUGAUCUGAUAUGCUGCAUGAACACGUUACUAAAAGAAGGGUGAUAAAUUACUUUUGCUACAUUCGAUGUUUUGCAUCGCAUUAUAUGAAGCGUGUUUUUAAUAAAAUUUUUAUAUCGCGAA
Wasmannia auropunctata (little fire ant) is the source of this 1260-nucleotide messenger RNA. Its product is annotated as CD63 antigen-like. The transcript is spliced from 5 exons. The record is from RefSeq and is a predicted model, not a curated record. Gene Ontology annotation, cellular component: membrane. The coding region runs from base 293 to 1027 and encodes 244 amino acids. Lineage: Eukaryota; Metazoa; Arthropoda; Insecta; Hymenoptera; Formicidae.